AUGCUCGCUGACGAGUUCAAGGCAACAGGAGAACUCCGCCCACGCAAGUUCUUCUCAAUCGAUAGAGUUUACAGAAACGAAACACUUGAUGCUACACACCUUGCUGAAUUCCACCAGGUCGAAGGCUUCAUCAUUGACAAGAACCUUUCCCUUGGCGACCUCAUGCGUAACAUCAGAGAAUUCUUCUCUCGUAUCGGCCUCAAAAUUAGACUCGUUUCCUUUUUCUUUGGUAUGAGAUUUAAUAAUCUUGUUAUGUUAAAUUUAUGA
Molecule: messenger RNA, 267 nt
Organism: Trichomonas vaginalis G3
Lineage: Eukaryota; Parabasalia; Trichomonadida; Trichomonadidae
Product: phenylalanyl-tRNA aminoacylation
Exons: 1
Coding region: 1-267 (88 amino acids)
Biological process (GO): tRNA aminoacylation
Molecular function (GO): aminoacyl-tRNA ligase activity; tRNA binding; ATP binding
Source: RefSeq, a predicted model, not a curated record